Molecule: messenger RNA, 409 nt
Organism: Gaeumannomyces tritici R3-111a-1
Lineage: Eukaryota; Fungi; Ascomycota; Sordariomycetes; Magnaporthales; Magnaporthaceae
Exons: 3
Coding region: 65-409 (114 amino acids)
Source: RefSeq, a predicted model, not a curated record
AGAAGGGAAAAAAGCAAAAAGGUUGGCAUGACUUCCCAGUUUUUCGAGCAUCGGCCAGAGCGCCAUGGCCCCAGAACGGGCGGCGGUUCGGCCUUUGAGCCGUGCCAAGUCCGCAAACUGCAACGUCGACGCAUGGGGUAGGGGACCUGCCAGACAUGGAGGAGGGGCGGGAGCUGGCGCCAGUGUUGAACAGCCGGCCAUGAGAAUAUUUACGGCAGGACUUGGCCGGGUGACUGGCGGGGCCUCGGAAGAGGAGAAGCAGCGAGGCAACGAAGGUUGCCGUGGCCCGAGCAGGAUUCGCAUAAGUUCUGGGUUCUAUAGCGCUAUCGGCCAGGUUCAUGCUGGCAAAAGAUGGCGGGUCAAUGCCGCCAUGCCCCUCCGAUUUGCUCGUAUAACAUCCGCCGCUUAG